Messenger RNA from Exophiala bonariae, 1689 nucleotides. RefSeq lists its product as uncharacterized. Lineage: Eukaryota; Fungi; Ascomycota; Eurotiomycetes; Chaetothyriales; Herpotrichiellaceae. Gene Ontology annotation, cellular component: plasma membrane. Gene Ontology annotation, molecular function: transmembrane transporter activity. The record is from RefSeq and is a predicted model, not a curated record. The transcript has a single exon. Bases 1 to 1689 code for a protein of 562 amino acids. Gene Ontology annotation, biological process: transmembrane transport.
AUGAAUGCUCUCGAACGGAUCCUUUCACGGCCUGUCGCCAAACCGUAUCGGUCAAAAGGCAUCGAUCCAACGGUCAAACCCCACCUGAACGAAAAUGGCCACCUCGACUUUGCUCCGGGGGAUUUAGAGAACCCAAAAGACUGGUCGACGGGCCGUCGUUGGUAUUGCACUGUUGUGGCAAUCCUUCUUGUUGUGAAUGCGACAUUCGCGUCCUCCAGUCCUUCAGGAUGUCUUGUUGGUAUCGCCGAAGAAUUCCACAUCUCAAGGGUGGCUGCCGGGCUGGUAAUCACUUUGUUCCUCUUGGGCUAUUGCGCAGGCCCACUGAUAUUUGCCCCUUUAUCUGAGUUUUAUGGCCGACGCUGGGUAUUCUAUAUUUCCUUCACGGGGUACCUGGCAUUCAACUUCCUCUGUGCCUUUGCACCCAACUUUGGAUCGUUACUCGUCGGUCGGCUUCUGACCGGCACAUUUGCAAGCGCCCCUUUGACCAAUGCUCCUGGCGUGCUUGCCGACAUCUGGGGACCCGUCGAACGAGGGAAUGCUAUGGCGAUAUUUUCAAUGAUGACCUUCGUAGGUCCGGCGGUCGGGCCAGUCGUUAGUGGAUUCCUGGAACUCAAGAAAGACUGGAGGUGGAGUUUCUACGUGCUGUUAUGGCUUGGUGGAAUCACGGAAGCUAUCAUGUUCACCAUACCAGAAACGCUGCCUUCGGCAGUGUUAGUGAACAAAGCCCGCCGUCUCCGUGCAACUGAUGUGCCAGAGUACCAGAACAUCCGAGCCCCUGCGGAGGCAGAAGGACGGAAAUUGGCAGAUAUGUUCAGAGUCGCAUUGAUCCGGCCUUGGAAAAUCCUCUUCGACACGAUCUCAUUCCUGGUCGCCAUAUAUCUAUCGGUGGUUUACGUCCUCCUGUAUAUGCUUUUCACGAUCUAUCCGAUUGUUUUCCAACAAAAGCGAGGCUGGAAUUCUGGAGUGGGAGAACUUCCACUACUGGGCACCGCCAUCGGCGCAUGCAUCGGCGGUGCAAUCAUCUUCUGGGUAUCGUCGCGAGAUAAAAAGAAAAUGGAAGCCGGAGUCCCACGACGACCGGAGGAUCGCCUUCCCGUUGCCAUGUUCGCUGGAGUUCUCUUCGCAGUCACCAUGUUCUGGUUCGCAUGGACCGCCAACUUCAACAGCAUCCACUGGUUCGUCCCCGUGCUCGCAGGCACCUUGCUCUCCACAUCCAUCAUGUUGAUCUUCGUCUCUUGGCUCAAUUACCUCACCGAUACCUAUCUCAUGUACACGGCUAGUGCAAUGGCCGCGAACACGAUCUGCCGAUCCGCAGCGGGCGCUGCCGCCCCGCUCUUCACGCAGCGGAUGUUUGACGUUCUUGGAGUCGGUGGUGGUGGAUCGCUCAUUGGUGGCAUCGCAAUUCUCCUCGCACCCAUCCCAUUCAUAUUCUACAAAUACGGCGAGCCGAUCCGGGUCAAAAGUCGCUUCGCACCAACGCCCUCAGCUUCAUCGAACGACGAGGAAAAACAAAACCCAACAAACUCAGGAACACGCCAAGCGGGAGUGCAGGGAGCGCAGAGUGUCAAUUCUAGCUCCUCUCCAUCUACCUCUUCUCUGAGCAGUGCCGAAUCGUUGGUCAACCCAUCUGCAGACUCGUCGGCGGAUGUUCUACAGCGGGAGAAAACUUUGGAGAAGCAAGAAGCCUAA